AUGGACAUUGAUAAUGGUUUCUUUAUGGUCAAGUGUGAACUUCUCGCGGAUAGGGAGAAAAUUGUGUUAGAAGUUCCGUGGAUGUUGUUUGACCAUUAUUUGGAAAUGACUCGAUGGACUCCAGACUUUGCAUCUCCUAUCAUAAAAGUGGAUAAUAAUUUGGUUUGGAUUCAAUUUCCAAGGCUUAACUUAUUGUAUUAUGAUGAAAGUGUCCUUCUUGGCUUAGCAUCUGUUGUGGGUACUCUUGUUAAGGUAGAUGCUAACACCCUGAAUGUAGAGGGGGAGGUUUUCGAGAAUUUUUAUGGAGAUGGAUUUGACCUUUCUAGUUGUCGGAAAGGUCAAUGUUAA
Molecule: messenger RNA, 348 nt
Organism: Lathyrus sativus (Indian pea)
Lineage: Eukaryota; Viridiplantae; Streptophyta; Magnoliopsida; Fabales; Fabaceae
Source: the annotation of a GenBank genome assembly